This is a messenger RNA of Eruca vesicaria subsp. sativa (arugula), 1737 nucleotides long. NCBI's taxonomy places the organism in Eukaryota, Viridiplantae, Streptophyta, Magnoliopsida, Brassicales, Brassicaceae. The record is from the annotation of a GenBank genome assembly.
AUGUGCGACGAGAUUCCUCCACCGGCAGAUCAAUUCUCCGCCGUAACCUUAUCCUCAUCUUCAACACUACAAAAAGCUCGUUUCUCAGAUCGAGUCCGAAUCCGGUCGAUCCUAACCCGACCCGACGGAGGAGCCGGGCUCGCGGGUCAGAAAGUCCGAAUCAGCGGGUGGGUGAAAACCGGAAGGGAGCAAGGAAAAGGGUCUUUCGCAUUCCUCGAGGUGAACGAUGGGUCGUGUCCAGCGAAUCUCCAGGUUAUGGUGGACGCUUCGGUUUCGGAUUUAUCGAAGCUGGUUGCGACGGGGACUUGUGUGACUGUUGAAGGGUGUUUGAAGAUUCCUCCGGAAGGCAAAGGGACGAAGCAGAAGGUUGAGCUUAGUGUUGUGGAGGUGGUUGAUGUUGGGGUGGUGGAUACUGCCACGUAUCCGAUUCCGAAGACGAAGUUGACUCUUGAGAGGUUGAGAGAGUUUCCUCAUCUUCGUGCUAGGACCAAUUCGAUCUCUGCAAUUGCAAGAAUUAGACACGCACUUGCUAUUGCGACCCACACAUUCUUUGACGAAGAAGGUUUCCUAUACAUUCAAACUCCAAUCAUCACAACAAGUGACUGCGAAGGUGCUGGAGAGAUGUUCCAAGUAACCACUCUGAUCAACCAUACCGAGAAGCUGGAGAGGGAUCUCAUUGAGAACCCUCCACCUACCGAGGCCGACGUAGAAGCCGCUAGACUCGUUGUCAAGGCGAGAGGUGAAGCUGUAGCGCAACUCAAAGCUGCUAAAGCAAGCAAGGAAGAGAUCACCGCUUCCGUUUCUGAACUCAAUGAAGCAAAAGUGAGUUUAGCUAGGACUGAAGAGAGGUCAAGGCUCAAACCCGGAUUACCUAAAGUCGAUGGAAAGAUUGAUUAUUCACAAGAUUUCUUCGGUCGUCAAGCUUUCUUAACAGUAUCUGGUCAGUUACAAGUGGAGACUUACGCUUGUGGUCUUAGCGAUGUGUACACAUUUGGACCUACUUUCCGGGCAGAGAACUCUCAUACCUCGAGGCAUCUUGCUGAGUUCUGGAUGGUUGAGCCUGAGUUAGCUUUUGCUGAUCUAGAGGAUGAUAUGAACUGCGCAGAGGCGUAUGUGAGAUACAUGUGCAAGUGGCUGCUUGAGAAACGUUAUGAUGACAUGGAACUCAUGGCUAAGAACUUCGAUAAAGGGUGUAUUGAUAGGCUGAAACUUGUUGCAUCGACUCCGUUUGGUCGUUUAACGUACACCAAAGCGAUAGAACUGCUUGAGGAAGCUGUGGCUAAAGGGAAGAAGUUUGAGAACCCUGUGGAGUGGGGAAUCGACUUAGCAUCUGAGCACGAAAGAAUUGAGGAGAUGGGACUACCAGUGGAGCCAUACGAGUGGUACUUGGACUUGAGACGGUACGGAACAGCGAAGCAUUCAGGAUUCGGACUUGGAUUCGAACGUAUGGUUCUGUUUGCGACAGGAAUGGACAACAUCAGAGACGUUAUUCCCUUCCCUCGCUAUCCUGGAAGAGCUGAUCUUUAAGUUUAUUACUUUGCCCCCAAACUCAUUUUUAUGUUUUUUUUAUAAAAUCUUACAUUAUACAGGACGUUGCUUAGUGAAUGAUUUAGAUAUUUUACUUUGAUAUACGACACUGGUUUUGUUCGGUUAUCUGCAGAAAUUAAGUAUCACGAACUGGAUAAUGUAUUUACCGAAUUAGAUAACAAAGGCAAGGAGAUGUGUAAUGGAAGAGAG